Messenger RNA from Equus caballus (horse), 9406 nucleotides. RefSeq names its product ankyrin repeat domain containing 11 (gene ANKRD11). Lineage: Eukaryota; Metazoa; Chordata; Mammalia; Perissodactyla; Equidae. Gene Ontology annotation, biological process: anatomical structure morphogenesis. The record is from RefSeq and is a predicted model, not a curated record. Gene Ontology annotation, molecular function: protein binding.
AUGGAGCGAGGGCCCCAGGCGGGGAGGCGCCGCCGCCGAGCGCGCGGCCCGACGCCCCCUCAGUGAGCCCGAGCCCGGCCGCGCCUCCUGCCGGCCUCGCUGCCUCGCGGACGCUUGGAGCCGCCGCCACCGCCUUCCCGCUCGGGCCGCGGGCCGGGAGACGGGCCGGGGCUGCAUGGCCUCGCCCGCGCCCCGCCGCUGAGCCCCGGAGCCGCAGCCCGGAGCCGGGACACGGGCAGCAGUGCUCUGAGCACGGCUUUGCUGGGUUUGCCAGACAGUCCUCAUCAGCACCGACUUUCAGCUAUGGAAUCGCAGACGGUUGAUGAUGAAGCAAUGGCCGUAUAAAUGAAGAUCAAGUGAGGGGAGAAGAACGAUGCCCAAGGGUGGGUGUUCUAAAACACCACAGCAAGAAGAAUUUCCUCUCAGCAACGACAUGGUGGAGAAACAAACGGGGAAAAAGGAUAAAGAUAAAGUUUCUCUAACCAAGACCCCAAAGCUGGACCGUAGUGAUGGAGGGAAGGAGGUGAGAGAAAGAGCGACCAAACGGAAACUGCCCUUCACUGUGGGGGCCAAUGGAGAGCAGAAGGACUCGGACACAGAUGCCUCCAGCUCAGUCCAUGUCGUGGUACUGCAAGGCUGGUUCGCUCCUCGAAGCGCCAUGGCAUGAAAUGGAGGUUCCUAGAAGCAAGAAGAAAGAGAAGCAGGGUCCUGAGCGGAAGAGGAUUAAGAAGGAGCCUGUCACCCGGAAGGCUGGGCUGCUGUUUGGCAUGGGGCUGUCUGGGAUCCGGGCUGGCUACCCCCUCUCUGAGCGCCAGCAGGUGGCUCUCCUCAUGCAGAUGACGGCCGAGGAGUCUGCAAACAGCCCAGUAGAUACAACACCAAAGCAUCCCUCCCAGUCGACAGUAUGUCAGAAGGGGACGCCUAACUCUGCCUCAAAAACCAAAGACAAAGUGAACAAGAGAAACGAGCGUGGGGAGACCCGCCUGCACCGAGCUGCCAUCCGGGGGGAUGCCCGGCGCAUCAAGGAGCUCAUCAGCGAGGGGGCAGAUGUCAAUGUCAAGGACUUCGCAGGCUGGACAGCGCUGCAUGAGGCAUGUAACCGUGGCUACUAUGACGUCGCAAAGCAGCUGCUGGCUGCUGGGGCGGAGGUGAACACCAAGGGCCUGGAUGACGACACCCCCCUGCACGAUGCUGCCAACAACGGGCACUACAAGGUGGUAAAGCUGUUGUUACGAUAUGGAGGAAAUCCUCAGCAAAGCAACAGAAAAGGAGAGACACCACUGAAGGUGGCCAACUCCCCGACCAUGGUGAACCUCCUGUUAGGGAAGGGCACCUACACGUCCAGCGAAGAGAGCUCCACUGACAGCUCCGAGGAGGAAGAUGCCCCAUCAUUCGCGCCUUCUAGUUCAGUUGAUGGCAAUAACACAGACUCUGAAUUUGAAAAAGGCCUAAAGCACAAGGCUAAGAAUCCAGAGCCCCAGAAAACUGUGACCCCUGUCAAGGAUGAGUAUGAGUUUGAUGAGGAUGACGAGCAGGACAGAGUCCCUCCAGUGGAUGACAAACACUUACUGAAAAAGGAUUACAGGAAAGAAACUAAAUCAAAUAGUUUUAUUUCUAUACCCAAAAUGGAAGUGAAAAGUUACACUAAAAAUAACACAAUUGCACCAAAGAAAGCUACUCAUCGCAUCUUGUCAGACACGUCAGACGAAGAGGAUCUCAGUGUCACCGUGGGGACAGGAGAGAAGCUGAGACUCUCCGCACACACGAUAUUGCCCAGUAACAAAACACGGGAGCCUUCGAAUUCCAAGCAGCAGAAGGAAAAAAAUAAAGUGAAAAAGAAACGAAAGAAAGAAACAAAAGGCAAAGAAGUGCGCUUUGGGAAAAGGAGCGACAAAUUCUGCUCAUCGGAGUCAGAGAGUGAGUCCUCAGGGAGUGGUGAGGACGAUGGGGACUCGGUGGGGAGCCCUGGCUGCCUCAAGGAGUCCCCGCUGGUGCUGAAGGACCCCUCCCUGUUCAGCUCCCUGUCUGCCUCCUCCACCUCGUCUCAUGGGAGCUCCACUGCCCAGAAGCAGAACCCCAGCCACACAGACCAGCACGCCAAGCACUGGCGGACAGACAAUUGGAAAACCAUUUCUUCUCCUGCCUGGUCAGAGGUUAGCUCUUUAUCAGACUCCACAAGGACGAGACUGACAAGCGAGUCUGACUGCUCCUCUGAGGGCUCCAGUGUGGAGUCACUGAAGCCAGUGAGGAAGAAACAGGAGCAUAGGAAGAGGGGUGCCCUGUCCGAGAAAAAGAACUGCUUUCACUCCAGCGUGGACGGCGCCAUUCCCAAGCUGGACAAGGAGGGGAAAGUGGUCAAGAAACACAAAACGAAACAUAAACACAAAAACAAGGAGAGAGGACUGUGUUCAGUCAGUCAGGAACUCAAACUGAAAAGCUUCACUUAUGAGUAUGAGGACUCCAAGCAGAGAUCAGAUAAGGCUAUACUUUUAGACAAUGACAUUUCUACAGAAAAUAAGUUAAAAGUAUUGAAGCACGAUAGAGACCACUUUAAGAAAGAAGAAAAACUUAGCAAAAUGAAGUCAGACGACAAAGAAUGGCUCUUUAAAGAUGAGAUAAUCAAGGCCUCCAAAGAUGACAAGUCGCUCAGGAGAGUCAGAGACAUGAACAAAGACGUGAGCAGGCCUUUCCGAGACGAGAAAGACCGCUCGAAUAAAGUGGAAAAGGAGAAGUCAGCGAAGGAAAAGUCUCCCAAAGAGGAAAAACUGAGACUAUACAAAGAGGAGAGAAAGAAAAAAUCCAAAGACAGGCCUUCAAAAUUAGAGAAAAAGAAUGAUUUUAAAGAGGACAAAAUUUCAAAAGAGAAGGAGAAGACUUUCAAAGAAGAUAAAGAAAAACUCAAAAAAGAAAAAGUUUAUAGGGAAGAUUCUGCUUUUGAUGACUAUUGCAACAAAAGUCAGUUUCUGGAGAAUGAAGAUACCAAAUUCAGCCUUUCUGACGACCAGCAAGACAGGUGGUUUUCUGACUUGUCUGAUUCGUCCUUUGAUUUCAAAGGGGAAGAUAGUUGGGAUUCUCCAGUGACAGACUACAGGGACAUUAAAAAUGACUCCGUGGCAAGGCUGAUCUUGGAAACAGUGAAAGAGGACAGCAAGGAGAAGAAGCGGGAGAGCAGAACCCGGGAGAAGCGAGACUACAGCGAAAAGCGGAGCGACAAGGAUGCUUUCUUUAGAAAGAAAGACAGGGACUAUCUGGAUAAAAACUCUGAGAAGAGGAAAGACCAAAUUGAAAAGCACAAAAGUAUCGCCAGCUAUCUUUCAGAAAAAGACAAAAAGAGGAGGGAGUCUGCUGAAGGCGGGCGAGACAGGAAAGACAGGGAUCUGAGCGACAUCUGCAGGGACAGAAAGGACCCCCUCGAGGGCGCCAAGGAGCGGAAGGACGGCAGAGCCAAGCCCGAGGAGGCGCACAGGGAGGACCUGAAGGAGUACAGCUGUGAGAGCAUCUUCAAAGACAGGUCUGACUGUGACUUUGGGAAGAAUCUGGAGCCUUGGGAAAGGCACCAUUCUGUGAGAGAGAAGGAGAAGAGAGAUGGCCUUGAGAAGGAGAAGAGAGAAAAAAUAAAACUGGAAAAGUAUAGAGACAAGUCCAGUGACAAAGAUAAGAACGAAAAAUCUCUCCUUGAAAAAUGUCAGAAGGAGAAAGAAUUUGAUAAAUGUUUUAAAGAGAAAAAAGAUACUAAGGAAAAGCAUAAAGAUACACAUAGCAAAGACAAAGAAAGAAAAGCGUCUUUUGACCAAGUUAAAGAAAAAAAGGAGAAGUGUUUCUCUGGAAUUAUCUCAGAAGACUUCUCUGAAAAAAAAGAUGAAAAAAAGGGUAAAGAGAAAAGCUGGUAUAUUGCAGAUAUAUUCACAGAUGAAAGUGAAGAUGAAAAAGAUGAGUAUCCGGCGAGUGGAUUCAAAAUUGGAGAGGCCGGUGAAGUGCAGCGGGUGGAUGGGCUCCAGGAGAAAGACGACGGGAGGGAGCCGCACCCCUCGGACAGGCACCGGAAGCACUCCGUGGACAGGCAACAUUCAGAGAAGCCAAAAGAGAAAGAACCCAAAGAAAAGAGAAGGGACAGAGGAGCCAUGGAAGGCGUGAAAGACAAGAAAGAAAAGGCCUUUGACAAGCACAAAGAGAAGAAGGAUAAGGAGUCCACAGACAAAUACAAGGACAGGAAGGACCGGGCUUCAGUCGACUCCACUCAGGAAAGGAAGAGCAGACAGAAGCCCCCAGAGAAAGCAGAGAAGAAGCCCUGCGCAGAAGACAAGGCCAAGAGCAGGCACCGGGAGAGGCCAGACAAGGAGCAUGGCCGAGAGAGGAAGGCGUCCAAAGGCGUCGAGCUGGAGAGGAGCCUGCUGGAGAAGCUGGAGGAGGAAGCGCUCCGGGAGUGCAGGGAGGACUCCAACGACAGGGCCAGCGAGGUGUCCUCCGACAGCUUCACGGACCGGGGACAGGACCCGGGCCUGAGUGCCCUCCUGGACACGUCCGUCACAGAGCCCCCGGAGGAGAAGGUCAAGGAGAGCUGCCCCCAGGAGAAGCUGAAGGAGAAGGAGAGGCACAGGCACUCGUCCUCCUCCUCCAAGAAAAGCCAUGAUCGAGAGAGAGGCAAGAAGGAAAAGUCCGAGAGGAAAGACAAGGGUGAGGAUUAUAAGGAGACGGGCAGCAGGAGGGACUCCAGCCAGUGUGAAAAGGAGUUCCUGGAUGCCGACGCCUACAGCAUUUCUUACAACACGAAAGCCGACAUAGAAGAUGAAUUAGAUAAAACCAUUGAAUUUUUUUCUACCGAAAAGAAAGACAAAAAUGAUUCUGAAAGAGAACCUUCCAAGAAAGUAGAAAAGGAACUGAAGCCUUAUGGAUCUGGUACCAUCAACAUCCUAAAAGAGAAGAAGAGAAGAGAGAAGCACCGGGAGAAGUGGAGAGAUGAGAAGGAGAAACACAGGGACAAGCAUGGGGAUGGCAUCCUGAAACAUGCCCGGGACGAGCACAAGUCUGCAGCCAAAGACAAGGAUAGCCCCCCAGGUUCUCUUAGAGAGAGGCCGAGGGACGAGAGCCUGAGACCCAGUGAGGCCAAGCUAAAGGAGAAGUCCAAGGAGAAUCCAGAGAAGGAGAAGGCAGACUCAGUGAAACUCAGCAAUGGAAGCGAUAAGCUGCCCCCAUCCAAAGAUGUGGGCAGGAAGGACGUCAGGCCCAGAGAGAAGCUUCUUGGAGACGGUGACCUGAUGAUGACCAGCUUUGAGAGGAUGCUCUCCCAGAAAGACCUGGAGAUUGAAGAGCGCCACAAACGGCACAAGGAGAGAAUGAAACAGAUGGAGAAGAUGAGGCACAGGUCUGGAGACCCUAAGCUCAAGGAGAGAGUGAAGUCAGCCGAAGACAUGCGGAAGAAGAGUCUGGAUGUCCCUCCAAAGAAGCCGCUGGGGCUGGACCCUGCCCUUAAAGACAAGAAGCUCAAGGAGGCGGCUCCUCCUCCUCCAGCCGCUGAGAAUAAGCCCCACCUGGGACCAGCUGUGGACGCCAGAGACUGGUUGGCGGGACCUCAUAUGAAAGAGGUGUUGCCUGCUUCUCCCAGGCCUGAUCAGAACCGGCCCACCGGGGUCCCCACCCCUGCGUCAGUAGUGUCCUGCCCCAGCUACGAGGAGGCGAUGCACACCCCCAGGACCCCGUCCUGCAGCACUGACGACUACCCCGACCUCGGGUUCGACUGCACAGACCCCCCACCCAUCUCUAGCACGUCUGCCAGCGCCUGCUCCCCCUCCUUCUUUGACAGGUUCUCUGGGGCGGCGAGUGGGAUUUCAGAAACCCCUAGCCAGACACCCACGAGGCCUGUGUGCACAAACCUUUAUCGUUCAGUCUCCGUUGAUAUCAGGAGGACCCCUGAAGCAGAAUUCAGUGUUGGGGACAAGCUGUUCAGACAGCAGAGUGUCCCUACUGCGUCUAGUUUCGACUCGCCAGGGCAGCUCUUGGAGGACAAGGCCCCUGUUGCUCCAGGUCCCGCCGAAAAGUUUGCUUGCUUGUCUCCGGGGUAUUACUCCCCGGACUAUGGCAUCCCCUCCCCCAAAGCAGACGGUCUGCACUGCCCGCCUGCAGCUGUGGUCAAUGUCACUCCCUCCCCAGAGGGUGCCUUCUCUGGUUUACAAGCAAAGUCCCCCCCUUCACACCGAGAUGAGCUUUUGGCUCCAUCCAUGGAGGGAGCCCUUCCCCCUGACUUGGGCAUUCCCCUGGAGGCCACGGAGGACCAGCAGGCCACUGCUGCCAUCAUCCCCCCCGAGCCCAGCUACUUGGAGCCCCUGGACGAGGGCCCCUUCAGCACGGUCAUCACAGAGGAGCCAGUUGAGUGGGCGCACCCUGCUGCCUCAGAGCAAGGUCUCUCUUCCAGCCUAAUUGGGACUGCCCCCGAAAACCCUGUCAGCUGGCCCGUGGGGUCAGACCUUCUGCUAAAGUCUCCACAGAGAUUCUCAGAGUCCCCAAAACAUUUCUGUCCAGCUGCGUCCCUCCACCCUGCUGCCCCAGGGCCCUUCGGUGCCACAGAGCCCCCUUACCCAGGGUCCCCUGCCUCAUACCCUCUGUCAGGCACUGAGCCUGGACUCGAGGAGGUCAGAGACACUGCGGUGGAAGCAAUCCCGGCUGCUGUCUCCCCUUCAGAAGAACCCACCCCUUUCACCCCUCCCUCCAGGCUGGAGUCCUUCUUCAGUAGCUGCAAGUCGCUUCCGGAAGCACCCCCCGAAGGGCCCCCUGAGCCUGCGUGUGUGACCACCGUGGCUCAGGUGGAGGCUCUGGGGCCCCUGGAAAAUAACUUCCUGGAAAAUGGUCACAACCUGCCUGUCCUCGGCCAGGUGGAGCCAGUGCCCUGGUCUGACCCCUUUACCACCCCUGUGGACGACUUAGACCUGGGACCCUUCUCACUGCCAGAGCUUCCCCUUCAAACUAAGGACGUUUCCGACGUCGAAACAGAACCUGUAGAAGACAGUCCUCUCAUUCCUCCAGAAAAUACCCCUGCAGGGGCCCCCAUGGUCCUGAAUGGUGGGGAUGUCGCUGCAUCAGCUGCUGAGGAGCAACUCGUGCUGCCCCCUGACCAGCCGGUCACCCGGCUCCCUGCCGAGCCUGAGCCCCUGGAGGAGCCGAAGCCCGCCAUGAUGCUGAAUGCCACGGCAGAAGCAGGGGCUGUGUCAGAGGCGAGGGCUCCUGAGGACUCCAACUCCAGCUUGGGGCCUGUGCCAGCCCUCCCGGAGCAGCUUCCACCAGGGGGUGGUGACGAGGAGGCCGAGUGCCAAGACCCCUCGGCUGUAUCCCACGGUGCACCUGACCCUCCUGUGGACUGCUUGGCAGAGGCGGACGGGGCUGGCCCCCAUGACACUGCUGGGCUUGAGGGGCCUCCGAGCAGUGUCCUGCCCGAAGCUACAGAACCAGAACCCAAACCCACAGCCGAAGCCCCAAAGGCCCCCAAAGUGGAGGAGAUCCCCCAGCGCAUGACCAGGAACCGGGCUCAGAUGCUGGCCAAUCAGAACAAGCAGAGCUCGCCCCCUUCUGAGAAGGAGCCUGCCCCGGCGCCCAGAGCGAAGGGCCGCGGCUCCGAGGAGGAGGACCCGCAGGCCCAGCACCCGCGCAAACGCCGCUUCCAGCGCUCCAGCCAGCAGCUGCAGCAGCACAUGAACACGUCCACACAGCAGACGCGGGAAGUGAUCCAGCAGACGCUGGCUGCCAUCGUGGAUGCCAUCAAGCUGGACGACAUCGAGCCCUACCACAGUGACAGGUCCAACCCGUACUUUGAAUACUUGCAAAUCAGGAAGAAGAUUGAAGAGAAGCGGAAGAUCCUCUGCUACAUCAGCCCGCAGGCACCCCAGUGCUACGCCGAGUAUGUCACCUACACGGGCUCCUACCUUCUGGACGGCAAGCCACUCAGCAAGCUGCACAUCCCCGUGAUUGCACCCCCUCCCUCGCUGGCGGAGCCCCUGAAGGAGCUGUUCAAGCAGCAAGAGGCCGUGAGGGGGAAGCUGCGUCUCCAGCACAGCAUCGAGCGGGAAAAGCUGAUCGUCUCCUGUGAGCAAGAGAUCCUGCGGGUUCACUGCCGGGCAGCAAGGACCAUUGCGAACCAGGCGGUGCCGUUCAGCGCCUGCACCAUGCUGCUGGACUCUGAGGUCUACAACAUGCCACUGGAGAGCCAGGGAGACGAGAACAAGUCAGUGCGGGAUCGGUUCAACGCCCGCCAGUUCAUCUCCUGGCUCCAGGACGUGGAUGACAAGUAUGACCGCAUGAAGGUGUGCGGGGAGCAGUUCCUGUCACCAGCUGGCGGUCAGACCUCUGUGGGACCCCACCUUGAGCCCUCCUCAAAGGUCACAGCACACACCCAUCACCACUGCUCUGGACGUGCUGACCAGUGCAGCAGGCAGAGGACAUGUCUCCUGAUGCGGCAGCAGCACGAGGCUGCGGCCCUCAACGCUGUGCAGAGGAUGGAGUGGCAGCUGAAGGUCCAGGAGCUGGACCCUGCAGGGCACAAGUCCCUGUGCGUGAACGAGGUGCCCUCCUUCUACGUGCCCAUGGUCGACGUCAACGACGACUUCGUGCUUCUGCCAGCCUGACGCACCAUGGGAUGGCCGCACAGAACACAGGCGCGGGCCACACAUCUGCCCGGUGCUGCUGCCACGUCCGAGCAGCAGGAGACCUUGUCCCUCAGGUGGGGACACCCAGGGAGAAACCCCGCACUUUGCCCCCUGGAGCGUGGCCCUUUUACACCAGCCGCUGCAGUAGGACAAGGAGACUGGGUGGGGCAUAGACAUGGUGGCCUUGGGGUCUGUUUUCCAGCCAGCUGCACAGGCAUUUCAGGAGCUGCAGAACGGAGUGCGUUUUUUAAAAUUUCUUGUUCCAUUCUGAUCAACUAAAGGAAAUAAAAUUAAGGUUUCCACCCCUCAGAAACAGUGACUCUGGGUCGGAGGGCAAGGGGAGUGCCGUCCUGGCCACUGCCCUGUUGCCACGGAGCCGCCAAUGGCCGCAGGCCUCCAACUGGGCCUGGGACGCUGUGCCGAGCGACGCCCGGCUGCGCCGCCCACCCGCCUGUCACAGGACACAGAGCCAGGACUCUCCGGUUGUGUUUUUAAUGGAGUCAAAUCCACGUGGUUUGUAUAUUUUUUCCUUUAAUCUUGGGCAUUUUGUUUCUCUUUCUGAGAACAUAACUUGAAACACUACAGAGCCAAUAAUCAUAUAAAAAGUGUUCCCGUAAACGCUGUACAGUUUUAUACACAUUCACAAUGUACUUUUGCUGCCUUCUAGAUAAUUUAUUUUGCAACACAUUACUGCACAGUUGUAAAUAACUUAUGUACUGUAACAUCACUUCAGUUAUGUGUAAAGAAAUAAAUAAAUUAAUUAAAUGCUCUUUGUA